Messenger RNA from Gasterosteus aculeatus aculeatus (three-spined stickleback), 2307 nucleotides. It is a transcript of the gene tmem53, whose product is annotated as transmembrane protein 53. Lineage: Eukaryota; Metazoa; Chordata; Actinopteri; Perciformes; Gasterosteidae. The record is from RefSeq and is a predicted model, not a curated record.
GAAGAAGAAACGCUCCACCGGGGGAAGCGGACUGUUGCGUAGUGACGGUCCGCCGACCCUCUCUGUGCGCGUGUUACAUGUCAGUAGCCGGUCCUGCGCUGUUGCGUUUCUACCGGUUUAAAACACCCAAAUGAACCGGACGUUAUCCGCUGACCGACGCAGUUGAUUCUCUCGCGUGCAGGAAUGGCCGACGACGGACUGGACUACAACCUGGUGUUUCCAGAUGCGAGCACAUCGGAGAGGCACUGGCAGGGGACAAAGGAGCCGGUUGUGAUUCUGCUGGGCUGGGCUGGCUGCAAAGACAAGCACCUGUCCAAAUACAGCUCCAUCUACAACGAGCAGGGAUGUGUCACGCUCCGCUACACGGCUCCCCUGAAGACGGUGUUCAUCUCCGAGUCCUUUGGUUACAAGGAGCUGAGCAACACGGCCCUCAAGCUGCUGGAGGUCCUCUACGACUACGAGGUGGAAAACAGCCCCGUUUUCUUUCACGUCUUCAGCAACGGCGGCUUCAUGCUGUACCGUUACAUCAUCGAGCUGCUGCACAACGACAAACAGUUCAGUUCCUUGUGCGUGAUCGGGGCCCUGGUGGACAGCGCCCCGGGUAGCGGGAACGUCCGCGGGGCCCUGCGUGCCCUUGGGGCCACCCUGGGCCCCAAAAUAACUCCCUGUCUUCGGUACGUCCUCCUAGCCCUCUUCGCGGUGACCGUGUUCCUGCUGCGGGUGGUGCUGUACCCUUUGACCAAGUACUUCCACAAGAACCACUACGACGCGGUGCGGGACCGCCCGCCCGUCUGGCCUCACUUGUACCUGUACUCCAGGGCCGACCAGGUGAUCAGGCACCGGGACGUGGAGCUCUUCGUGGACGCCCUGAAGCAGAAGGGCGCCCGGGCCGACGGGUUCGACUUUGUCUCCAGUCCCCACGUCGGCCACUUCCGGGACUUUCCCGAGCAGUACGCUCUCAAGUGCCGCAGCUUCCUAGUGGCCUGCGUGAAGGACCUGGAAGGGGCCGAGGCAAAGAGGAGACAGAGGGUCCAGAGUCAGUGACUUAACAGCGACUAAAUGUCUGUGCAGUAUUCCGGUACUCAUUGUGUCCUUUAAUAUUCCUUCGAAGCUUUUUCCACUAUCCUGAGCUCUUCGUUUUAACUCAUUGAGGUAGUUUGUUGUGCAGCUACGACCAACUGCAGCGCUGUACUCAUCGUUUAGCGCGUUCGUGCAAAAAUUAAGUCUUGGCUCGUCUUGUGAGGGGUGCGAAUAUGGCAACAGCAGCUGUAAAGCGGCCACAGAUGAACUCAACGAUCUGGUUUUUGUCAUAUACACUGGUGGCAUCAUCAAUUGUGGUUAUUUUCUUGAUCGACUCAUAUCGCUUUAGACAGUCAAAUGUCCUCAUCAGCUCCUGUAUUUGUUACACCACUAAUAAUCACAGACCUUUGUAUAUCCACCCCUGACUGCUGAAUGAACUCUUAAGUCCAUCCGGUUCAUCACACGAGGGGAGAAAAAUACGGAAAAAAUAUAUAAUCCACUUUGAGGUCCUUGGAAAUGUUUUUAGUGUCCUUGUCCUACUACGUCUCCACAGUACUGGUAGGUUGGUCCAUCUGGUGUCUCCCAUGGGAACCGUGCGCGGCUCAGGUACCGCUCGUGUCCUGGUUCGAAAACAAUAAUUACCCUCUAUGUGCUAAACCAAGCUAACCGCUAAGCUAGCGGGACAUCACCAACAACCAUGCAAGCUGCUGACACACACCGCUGAACGAUGAAUUGUGCGUGUUGACCUGUCACCGCCGCGUGGGAUCGUAAUCAUAACAGGAAGUGACCUUUCCCUGACCCGGAUAUUUGCGGUGUCACAGCUAGCAAGCGGUUGGUAAUACUUUUCCCACUGUACUAAUUCCCAGAGGGCUACACAGCAUGUGAUGAGAAGGUUCCACAGAUUUCUGCCAAAUCCAUAUCUGGAAAAAACAAGCAACCGGUGAUGUGUGGCACAAAGGCUCCUACGUGUUUGCAUCCUACGAACUUCUUAAAAAUAACAAUACAAACGAUUGCCAUACACUGGAAAAUGAAAUCCUUUGGGAUAAUUGGAAGGGUAUUUAAUAUUGCUGUGAAAUGUGAUGCGUUAGUGGUAGCGAUUCUAAAACUGAGGUAUUGGAUCAUUUGUAUCUUCUUAUUUAUACAAUUGACAAGGUAUUUAAGAUUAUUAUUGAUUUAGUGGAAGUAAAAGGUAAUUGACAAUGAAUGUAUAUGUCCAGCGCAACUAGUGUGUUCUUUCUAACUGAUGUGCCUUUAAUAAAAUACAAUGCUCGUUACAAACCUCCUUAA